Messenger RNA from Vigna umbellata (rice bean), 1207 nucleotides. NCBI's taxonomy places the organism in Eukaryota, Viridiplantae, Streptophyta, Magnoliopsida, Fabales, Fabaceae. The record is from RefSeq and is a predicted model, not a curated record.
AACAAUGUCACGUUCCUCAAUCCUAAUUCUUAUUCUGCUGUCUCUUCACAGCAUCUCUUCUUUAGAGGCUCACAAAGGUGGGUUCAGUGUGGAAAUCAUCCACCGUGACUCAUCAAAAUCACCGUUGCAUCGUCCCACAGAAACUCAAUUCCAACGAGUUUCUAAUGCAGUGCGUCGUUCCAUUAAUCGUGCCAAUCAUUUCAACCAAAACACACCUAGGGCCAAUUUAACACAAAAUGAUGUUGAAUACCUUUUGAGCUAUUCAGUUGGAACCCCACCAUUUCAAGUUUAUGGUAUUGCUGAUACAGGCAGUGACAUAACUUGGUUGCAGUGUAAACCUUGUAAAACAUGUUACAACCAAACCACUCCAAUGUUUGACCCUUCAAAAUCCAGUACAUAUAGAACCCUUUCUUACUCUUCUAGAAUAUGUAAAUCAUCACAAGGAGAUCUCAGUGAGGAGAUCCUCACUUUAGACUCCACCAAUGGCUCUUCAAUCCAAUUUCCAAGAACUGUCAUAGGAUGUGGACGAAACAACACUGUGUCCUUUGACGGGAAGGGUUCUGGUGUAGUUGGCCUUGGAAGAGGACCUGUGUCAUUGAUAUCUCAAUUGGGUUCUUCAAUUGGUGGAAAAUUUUCCUAUUGUUUGGCAUCAACGUCUAAUACUUCUAGCAGACUCAAUUUUGGAGAUGCUGCUGUGGUUUCGGGGAAAGGGACUGUAUCAACUCCAAUGCUCUCACUUGGACCAGUAUUUUACUACUUAACAUUGGAAGCAUUCAGUGUUGGAAACAAGAGAAUAAAGUUUGGAAGCUCCUCGUCUGAGUCUGAUGGAGGGAGAAAUAUAAUAAUUGACUCAGGUACACCACUCACUCUUUUGCCAGAUGAUGUUUACUCAAAGCUGGAAUCAGCAGUGGUACAUGAAGUUAAGUUAAAACGUGUUAAGGAUCCAUCUAAGCAGUUGAGCCUUUGCUUUGAAAGCAGUUUUCAUGAUCUGAAAGCACCAGUGAUCGUGGCACAUUUUAGAGGCGCAGAUGUGAAGUUAAAUGCUGUCAACACGUUUGUUGAAAUCGAAGAAAGGGUAGUGUGCUUGGCUUUCACGUCAAGUAAACUUGCCAUCUUUGGGAACUUGGCUCAGAUAAACCUUUUGGUUGGCUAUGACCUAGAAAAGAAAAGAGUCUCCUUCAAACCCACAGACUGUACUAACCAGUGA